AUGAAGGCAACAACAGAGGAAAUAAAGUGGACAGAGGGUAACUGGUCGUCUGUCCCAAAGCAUGGCGACGCUUUGCCUCUGUUUGGUAUCCGCACUACGAGUGCUGUCGAAGGAGAGAACAACGGGCUACUAUGGGGACGUAAGCGUAAGGAGCUCGUCCAGGAGUGGAAUAGUGAAAGUUGUGAUAUCAAUCCUCGCGCUCUGAACGAGUUCGAAAAGGAGAAAGAACUGGUAGCCCACCAGACAGUCGUGCAGGGAGACGAGUCUCUCUUCUACGUUUUUUGA
This is a messenger RNA of Phytophthora nicotianae INRA-310, 285 nucleotides long. RefSeq lists its product as hypothetical. Lineage: Eukaryota; Oomycota; Peronosporomycetes; Peronosporales; Peronosporaceae. The record is from RefSeq and is a predicted model, not a curated record. The transcript has 2 exons. Bases 1 to 285 code for a protein of 94 amino acids.